GCCUGCUGAGAAAUUUGCCUCCGCUCCCUUGGCCGUUCUCCGCUUCUAGCCGAGGCGGCUACGAUGUCUCAAGAUGGCGGAGGCGGCCGAGCUGAAGGAUUCAGAAUGUAACCAUCAUUGUCCAACAUCAGACCCUGGAAUAUGCAUUUGUCCCUGCACAUGGUUAUGAGCUUUAGAGUGUCGGAGCUGCAGGUGCUUCUGGGUUUUGCGGGCAGGAACAAGAGCGGACGGAAGCAUGAGUUGCUCACCAAGGCCUUGCAGCUGCUGAAGUCCGGCUGCAGUCCAGCCGUUCAGAUGAAAAUCAAGGAGUUGUACCGGCGACGGUUCCCCCGGAAGAUCCUGACCCCCUCUGACUUAUCCAUGCUCCACCUCCAGACAGGACAGCUGCCCUCGGCCACAGCGCUGACUCAGGGCGCCAUGUGCCACUUGCCCUACAAUAAUGGAUCGGUGACUUCCACUGUGCCGGCUGGUAUGUUGCCCCCGGUGCCUAUGUUGGGACCCAAACACGAGACGGAUGUUCCGCACUUGUCGCCCCCCAUUCAUCCGGUCCACCCUGAUGUCAAAAUGAGGCGGUUACCCUUCUAUGAUGUGUAUGAUGAACUCAUCAAACCUACCACGCUAGCUUCCGUGAACAGCCAGAGAUUUGAGGAGGGCCAGUACUCUUUUGUCCUGACACCGCAGCAGGUGCAGCAGAUCCUCACCUCUCGAGAGAUCUUACCUGGUACCAAAUGUGAUUACACCAUACAGGUUCAGUUAAGGUUUUGUUUGUGUGAGACUAGCUGCCCACAAGAGGACUACUUCCCUCCUAAUUUAUUUGUGAAGGUCAAUGGAAAACUUUGCCCCCUUCCAGGUUAUCUUCCUCCCACAAAAAAUGGUGCAGAGCCCAAGCGACCGAGCCGACCCAUCAACAUCACCCCUCUGGUGCGGCUUUCUGCAACAGUGCCCAAUAGCAUUGUAGUGAACUGGUCCUCUGAGUUUGGCCGGAAUUAUUCCUUGUCUGUUUACUUGGUGAAACAAUUGACGUCUGUGACAUUGCUGCAGAAGCUGAGGGCUAAGGGGAUCCGAAACCCGGACCACUCACGGGCUCUGAUCAAAGAAAAGCUGACAGCUGAUCCUGACAGCGAGAUUGCCACAACAAGUUUACGCGUUUCUCUCAUGUGCCCGCUGGGCAAGAUGAAGCUGACUGUCCCUUGUCGAGCAUACACCUGCACCCACCUCCAGUGCUUCGAUGCAGCCCUUUACCUUCAGAUGAACGAGAAGAAGCCAACGUGGACCUGCCCUGUUUGUGACAAGAAGGCCCCCUACGAGGCCCUGAUCAUUGACGGUUUGUUCAUGGAAAUCCUCAAUUCGGUCACAGACUGCGAUGAGAUCCAGUUCAUGGAAGACGGCUCCUGGUGCCCCAUGAAGCCCAAGAAAGAAAACCAGGAGGUUUGCCAGCCAUCGGCUUACAAUGGGGUGGAAGCCAAUUCCCUGUACAUGGUGGGCCCUGAUGGGAAGCAGCUGGCUGAAAGCAAGAAGAAAGUGGAGGUCAUUGACCUGACACUAGACAGUUCUUCGGACGACGAGGAGCCGCCCGUGAAAAAGCAGUGCCCCGUCACCACCGCAGCCAUUCCAUCUGCAGCGGGACCCAAGGGGGUAUUAAGUACUGACCACCAACCAUCCUCAGUCCUGCGGAGCCCCCCGAUGGCAGCUGUCGGCAGCGACUACCUAUCCAGCCUCCCAAUCCCAGACUACCACCCUUCCUACCAGGUCCCUUCAGAUAUCCAAGGUCUGGAUUUGUUUUCCUUCCUUCAAAGUGAAAAUCAGCAUUACAGCCCUUCCGUGAUCACCUCCCUGGAUGAGCAGGACACCCUCAGCCACUUCUUCCAGUACCGUGGUCCCUCUCCACAUUUCAUGAACCCCCUCGCUCCUGUCGUGGUGGGAUCCCAUGGCACAGUUGGGUCCCCCUCCGGUGGCCGCCUGAACAGCGUUGUGUCUUCUCCGUCGGCAGCUUUGCGGGAGAACCACGGGCACAACAGCACAGUCGGGGGCAGCCCCGUCUUGCCAACUUGCCGGCCAGAUAUAAUCUCACUAGACUAAACCGCGGUGAAGAAACAAGUCUUGUGCACCAGUGCGGAUUCAUUCCUCCCCGAUACAGAGAGAGAAGCGCAUACAGAAAAGAUGGAUUUUACUCAAAUCAGCUUGGAAAGAGAUGCAUUGAAUGAGAAUCUUCUCUCCGACUGGCAUUCUGGACAGACAGGGUGUCUUCUGUAUAUUCUGCACAAGAUUCAGAACAUGGAAUUUGGUACUGGCUGCAGAAUUUAGUGCCCUGAGAAUCCUUGUUUUCAUUCGUUUAUUUUAAAGUUAUGUUUCUAGCUCGUGUGAUUUCUGAGAGAUGCAUGGAAAUGCAUAAGUAAUGCUUGUGAAAUUUCAGCAAAUGCUGAAACAGGGUUUCCAGCAGUUAUGGGGCAGGGCCUUGGUGCCUAAUGGAAACAGAAAUUAAUUAUGCAAAACGAUUGAAACAGAUGCAUCGUCUCUUCAAGGUUCAAAACCAUGGUUUCCAUAGCACAGAAUUGCACACAAUCUGAUUUGCCUUUCUCGUGCAGGGUGCUGCUGAAACGAUGGCAUUUUUGUUUGACCCCCAUGCAAAAAUUGCCUGUAAACGGUGUACACCUAGGGGCAGCUGCACCCACUGCAUCAGCAGCUCAGUGGGCACUGGCUGCAAAGGACAACGAGCACAAGUCAGGAAGUAGAGGAAUAUCUUGUUUUGGACCAAGUUAGCCCAACAUUUAAGUUGUGCAAGCUUUCACGUUUUCACAGCACUCUUUCAGACAGAAAGAUGCACCUGAUGAUGAGUCCUGUAGAAGUCAGAAGUCGUGUGCAUGUAUGCCAGUCUAGGUUCCCCUAAUACUUCUUUCUUUACUCUGUUACCUCAGCUUGUCAGUGCAGCUUGUUUGUUGGGCCAGUCAGCCAUUGAAAGACUGUAAUGCAAGCGCAGGCCUGACUCUGCCUACAAAGCCAUGGUUUGCAAUCCAGAAGCUGGAAUUGGGAACAUGCAGCCCUUUUCUAACUUCUCCGUACCAUGGUUCCCUCUCUUCCCAACCUUACCCAUGGCUUAGCAUGAUGUGAGCCUCAAUGAUCACCAGGGUUCCUUCAAGAUGUCCCCAGGGUAAAAGCUUUUGAGGGCAUCGCCAGGCAAGGAAAACUUACAAUCAUAGAAUCGCAGAGUUGAAUACAGGCCAUCUAGUCCAACCCUCUUCUCAGUGCAGGAUCAGCCUAAAGCAUCCCUGACAAGUGAAUAGAAAACUUGAGGAGGAACUGCCGUGUAGACCCUUCCUUGCCACUGCAAAUGCCUCUGUGUUUGUAAUAGCAAUGAGACCUACGCAGAGAAUUGUCUUUGUGUGAAAGCAGCUGUGGCGUGUUUGUUAAUUGUGCUCACGAGAGCCUCAUUUGCAUUAACCUUGGUUUAUGUUGGCCAUGCAGAACAUCAAGCCAAAGGCUGUUGCUGAGGGAGAGAGGGGGAUUUGAUACUGGAGAAAAGGCAGCAGUCGAUGCUCAUCCUCCAGGCAAAAUUGUGGUUUGCGAGGAGCCAAUGUUAAGAUUCCACACAUGUCAGCAAGUGGAAAUCAGACACUGCAGUUCUGCAGAGACUUUCAACUUAAAAAAAAAAAAGUUUUUGGCUACAAAAUCAUGCAUCCUGUAGCCCAGAAAACUUGGCCUGCUACCCGGCAAUACUUUCUUGUAGAUCUGGGCAGGUGUAAUUUAUUCUGCCUUUGAGUUGUGCUUCCUGCAUAUCUGGUUUUAUGGUGAGUGGCCAGCAUCGCUGCGUGGGAAGCAGCCCCAUGCAUUUCCCAUAGCGUUGCUGGGUGUUUUUUUUUUUUUUUUUAAUUCUUGCCCAUCCAUCCCUGUUUGUGGCCCAUGACUCUACCUGGUCUCUCGACCAUUGUUACUAUAAUGUAUUUUUUUAAGCUGUAGGCCUAAAGUUUCCUCCACUCUCCCUUAAGAUAUUUCCUACCAAUCUUGUACAGAGAACAAAUGAUAUCUUUAUAUAUAUAUAUUAUAAUAAUCUAUAUUUUCAGUUUUUUGUACAUACAAAACUCCAAAGAUCUUUUUCUGGUUUUCUUUUUCCUCCCUUUCUUUCUUUAUGAGGACUAAAUGAAGGUUGCGCCUUCCUGCCUGCACAUGGUGCGUGCUUGUGGGUGGUUAACGCAUCAUCCAUUGCACAACUUAUUUAUGUAUUUAAGUGUACUGUGUGUAUAUAUAUACGUGUGUGUGUGUUAAGUUUGUAGCAGCUACUUCCUAGCCUGAAUCUCGCUGUUAACCUGCUCUUGCGUUUUCAGAGCCAGUCGACACAUCUUCUCACUGUUGCGAGGAGAAAGACUGCAGAGACUCCUACUUUUUAAAAG
Molecule: messenger RNA, 4385 nt
Organism: Heteronotia binoei (common prickly gecko)
Lineage: Eukaryota; Metazoa; Chordata; Lepidosauria; Squamata; Gekkonidae
Gene: PIAS3
Product: protein inhibitor of activated STAT 3
Exons: 15
Coding region: 142-2079 (645 amino acids)
Biological process (GO): protein sumoylation; regulation of transcription by RNA polymerase II
Molecular function (GO): SUMO ligase activity; transcription coregulator activity; zinc ion binding
Source: RefSeq, a predicted model, not a curated record